This is a messenger RNA of Parasteatoda tepidariorum (common house spider), 3823 nucleotides long. Its product is annotated as peroxisomal targeting signal 2 receptor. Gene Ontology annotation, biological process: protein import into peroxisome matrix. Gene Ontology annotation, molecular function: protein binding. Lineage: Eukaryota; Metazoa; Arthropoda; Arachnida; Araneae; Theridiidae. The record is from RefSeq and is a predicted model, not a curated record. Gene Ontology annotation, cellular component: cytosol; peroxisomal matrix.
AUCACAAUAUGGCAACCUAAACAGGAAGUUUACAGUUGACAUAAAUUUGUUUUGUUUGGGUUUUGUUUUCUUCAAAUUGAGGGAAAAAAAUGCGAAAUACAAUAACAUCAUCUUUUUCGACAGGCGAAUUCCAUGGAUACAAUGUUAAGUUUUCUCCUUUUCGAAAGAAUCUUCUCGCCUGUGCAGCAUCACAAAAUUAUGGCAUUGCUGGAAGUGGGCGUUUAUUUGUUUUGGACAUUCAAAACGGCAGAGAAUUUAAGGUAGUCACUACCAGAGAUUAUUCUGAUGGUUUAUUUGAUGUGACUUGGAGUGAACUUAAUGAACAGCUUCUAGUAACAAGUUGUGGAGAUGGAUCUAUACAAAUAUGGGAUUAUGUUUCUGCUGCUGAUCCUGUAACUCAUUAUAGAAUACAUGAAAAAGAGGUAUAUUCUGUGGAGUGGAAUCCUAAAAAUGCUAUGCCUGUUAUAUUGUCUGCAUCCUGGGAUCACACAGUUAAAGUAUGGAAUCCAUUUGUUUGUAAAGAAAUUGCUGCUUACUUAGAGCAUACUGAUCAAGUCUAUGAAGCCACUUGGUGUCCAAUGGUUCCUCAUCUUUUUGCCUCAGUUUCAGGUGAUCGAACUUUGAGAUUAUGGGAUGUUAGAUGUAAUACUCGUUCGAAUGGAUGGUAUGCACAUGAUUCUGAAGUCUUGUGUUGUGACUGGAGUAAAUUUGAUCGUGAUGUUUUAGCAACUGGCACUACAAAUGGAAAAAUUGUUGAAUGGGAUGUAAGAAAAAUGGCACACCCACUUUUUAUGUUAUCUGGUCAUGAAUAUGCUAUAAGGCAGUUAAAGUUUUCCCCUCAUCAACCUGGUACUCUGGCUUCCGUUAGUUAUGACUUUACUACAAGAUUUUGGAAUUGGAACAUACCCCAGGCUUUACAGAUUCACAAAGAACAUAAAGAGUUUGUGUAUGGCUUAGAUUUUAAUCCAAUGAAACCUGGUCAGGCUUGUGAUUGCGGAUGGGACUCAUUGCUCUAUAUUUAUGAUGAAGUUAUGUGAUAAAUAGAUAUUCUAAUGCCUUGUAUAGUUAUUUUUGUUACAUAAACUGUAUAUAGCUUGCAUAUUUUAUUAACAGUAAUUUCAUACGGGUUUAUAAUCACUAAACAAACAUUUUAUAUAGGCUUUUUUUAUAUCAUUUUAAAAAUGUUCUUUGCCAUGCAGUCAUAAAGAAUUUUUCUAUGGUGGUACUUAAGUUAUUUUCAAAUAUAUUUUAGCAUGUCUUGUAAAAAAUUACAUGUCAUGUUUAUUUCUAUUGUGCAUUUUAAAUUCAUCUUAGAUAUCAAUUUAGUAAAAACUGAAAUAACUGUCAUUAAAGAAUUUUUUUAAUAUUAUUAUUUUUGAUAUUUGAGCUAGUGUAAGUAGAAAAUAUCUUUGAAGAAAUGUAGAAGUAUUGAGUUGUGUGGUGUUUAUGUAUAUUUUUCAUUGUAUUAUACUUUUGUUUCUCUUUCUCUAUUGUAUAUAACUGUAGCAUUAUUUGUGAUGAAAUAUCUAAUUUUUUUAACUUUUAAAAAAUUAUAUAAAAGUUCUAAAACUAAAUGUUAAAUAAGUUAUGAAAUUAUUCACCUUGGUAAAUCCAUCCUAACAGCUUUUCUCCAUUCUACAAAAAUUUUAGAAAAGUAUAUGCUUCAAAAUUAUUAUAUUUUACAAUUUUAUCUAACUUCUUAAUUUUUCCCUGUCUAAAUGUUUCCUCAUCAAAGCUUCGAAAAAUGAAAAUAAUCUUAUUUAUACAAAAUUCAUAUAAAGUUUUAAUGAGCAUAAAAAUAAACUUCUUCUCCUUUUGCACUACAGUUUGCUACAAACCAAAGUUAUUUCAAAUAUUGCCGUCCUUUAUUGGGAUCCAUCAGUGGCAAUAUUUCUCAUACACGUUACUUUAAUGUCAGAAACUAGGUCAUCAUAUUUAGUACAAAGGCAUAGGAUUACUCCGGGACAACCAAUUUUUUUUAACCUGGACUGCCAGUUUUUUCACCCCAAUCAUUUUAAAACCUAAUUCCACACUGAAUAAGGGCAUCAAUAUUUAGGUCUUCUUUUUCGACUAGUGAAGGACUUAUGACACAAAAAUUUUCGUUACUGGAUUUUUUCACCUGUUCUGACAAUACGAGCACCCCAGUUUAUUCUUUUAAUCUUAAGGGCUCUUUAAGGAUUCCAUAAAUUCCAGAGUUAAAACGAUUUCGCACGGGCCAUUUUCUUUAACACUUUCAAGAAUACUUUUGAGAAGGGGAGAGAUCUUAAUAAAGUGAAGAAGAGAAAUCUUAAUCAUCUAAAAAGCGUUUUGUUGGCCACUGAGAAGUGACCUAAAUAUCUCUUCCUUUUUUUUUCAAAAAUAAAAACUCUCAUUUCUGAAAAAAUUUUGAAAGCUGAUUGAACUUGUUUUGAAAUCAAAUUUGAAUAAAUUAUAUGAGAAAAGAAAUAGUGUAUUAUUAGUCUCAUUUCCACUUAUUAUUCACUAUGAGUUAUAAUGGUGUUUAUCAGUUAGCAAAUGUAGCUUGGUAAAAAGAUUCCUCAUGAAUGUGCCAGCCGGUUAUUUUGCUUUGCAGGACUUUUUUUUUAUAACGUCUAAUUUACACAAAUAAUGUGAAACAAAUGAUAACAAAAUAAAAUAACGAAUUAAAAAAAAUCCCUUCACUCAACAGGCAUAGAAUUGCAAAUUUCUUUUACAGUUGCAAAAAAACAAAUUUCUCAUGGCUACAGGAUAUUUGUCUGGUACCCAGCUAAUGGAUGAGAACUAUUAGAAUAAUAAUACAUCAUUAAUAGAAUACAUAUACAUCAAUGAAAUACAGAAUACAUAAAUGAAAUAGAUUAUGUAUGCUUUUUGCUAAAUUUAUUUUUGUAUCAAAUAAAUGUUUUCUUUUAAUCUAUUACUUUGUACUUGUUUUAUUGCUGGAGGCUUUUCAAGGUGCUGACUGAUUUUUUUUAGAUCAACUGCUUUUCCAUAAAUUUGGUGUUUAAAUAUUUUCUGCACUCUUUUCUAUUCCAAUGUACACAGCGAAUGAUACUCUAAUUUUGACACAACGGCAAUUAUCUAUAAGAACAAUUUCAACAGUUUUUGACUAUUUUUAUGCAUCGCUCUUGUUUCAGCUGCUAUAAAAAUAUUUUAAUAUAAUACAGUAUUUUCUGGUAUUAUAAAUUGACUGUAUUCAAUUCUGUGACCUCACAAAAUCUGAGUUUGAUACAAAGACAUACCUUUUUUUAAUAUUUCACGCCACAUCUUUACGUUAUUUAACUAACAAAAGGAGAGUGGUAUUAAUCAUCUCUGUAAUCUUGAAAACUUUAAAAUCAAAACAGUUAUUUUCUCUGACCAGAGUUCAAAAAAAUCUGUAGAGUAUUUUAACUCACUACUCCUUUACCUCAUUUCAAUUUUUAUAGUCUAUUUAGGUAUAAUUGGUAUUAAAAAUUAACUUAAAAAUUAUCCCUUUUUUAACUCAAAAUUUUCUUUCAAUCUUAUUUAUUGUUAUUUUUUUUAAAUUUAAGGGGAAAUAACACAGUAGAAGCCUUCAAAAAAAGGAUUUUUUUAAUGAAUUUUGCAACAAUUGUGAAAAACUUUGCUUAAAAUACAGAUUCUCCAUUCAUUGUGACCUUAGGAAGUAAAUAAAUGAAAGUUGUAUAUUUGUGAAAAGUUUAUGUUCCAAAUCAGAGCUUUCUUUGAGAAAUCUUUAUUUCAAGAAUGUUACUUAAGACCCUUUAUUUAUAUAGCUUUUUGCUCAAGCUACCUACGGAGAUAAUGCAUGUUUCUUUUUACCAUGUUUUGUAUAAUUUUUUAUAAAUACAAUAAACUGUAUUCAAGUGAG